This is a messenger RNA of Drosophila teissieri, 604 nucleotides long. RefSeq lists its product as uncharacterized. Gene Ontology annotation, cellular component: extracellular region. Gene Ontology annotation, molecular function: chitin binding. The record is from RefSeq and is a predicted model, not a curated record. Bases 178 to 474 code for a protein of 98 amino acids. The transcript has 2 exons. Lineage: Eukaryota; Metazoa; Arthropoda; Insecta; Diptera; Drosophilidae.
GACGGCGGCGUCGACGUCGUCCGGCGGAAUGGUAUUUAAGCGGGAAAUGAUUCGGUAUGACAAAUCAGAAGUGAAAUAACUCAGCAACAGCGAGCAACAGGCUGCUAGCCGUUAAAAAUAACUAACAACCAAGAAAUAGCACAAGAACACGCCAAAAAACCCAAUCAAUUGAAGAAGAUGGCCACCGCAUCAGCACAUUUGCCCAUUCAGAAGCGCCGCCCGCAUGAGCACGAUGGCGAGCCCAGCUGCCAGGGUCUGGAUGAGGUGAACCGCAUGUUCCGCAACUACUGGGAUCCCACGGCCUACUGGGUGUGCGAUAAGCAGGGCACACGGGCUCGUCUCCAGCGCUGUCCGCAGUCGCAGCUGUACUCCGAGGAACUGGGACGCUGCGUCCACUAUGCCGAUUGGGCCUGGACGGAUCCCAAGGAGCCGGCUGGCCGAGCCAAGAUCAGUCAAUCGGUGUCCACAAAUUAGUGGUAGCUAAUCGGCUAAUCGUAAUUUAAUGCUAGUCUAAGACAACCAACCUCAUUAGGCUUACGUCUAUUUUUACAAAAUACCUUUAUUUUUAAUAAGAAAAUAAGAAAAAAUCAGUACAAAAUCAAUA